AUAUAAAUGGGGGUUUGAAGAUAACAUUAAUAUAUCUGUUUAAGCGAAAUAUGGUUUCCUAUGGAUCAAACUAAUUUUCUAUUCUAGGAAAUCUUCCACUUUGCACAUAUGCUAAUUCCUCAAGAUCAGCAUAUCCACCGCAGCAUACUUUUGACAGAAGAACAUGGCAGUACUAGGACUGCUCUCUCUCUCUCUCUCUCUCUAUCUCUCUCUCUAGCUUUAGCUUUUGAGCAAGUCCCAUGAACAGGAAAAAGUAGGGCAGAGAAAAGCCAGGAAAAUGCCACUAAAUCACUGCUUAGAUUAACUCUCAGUUACGAUGAGAACAAACAUGAGAUUUAAGUUCCAAACGCAUCAAUCUUUUCCCCUUUCCCCCUUCCCCCUUCGUAAACAUACCUUUUUUCCUGUUUUGUACAUGCCCUUGCUUGCUGUUUUCAACUAACCGAUGCCUCUUUUCUCAAGUUUUCUCAUAUUCCUUGUGUCUUUUCUUCCGUCUCCGGAAUAAGAAAGCUGAUUCCUCAAGCUUUACAUAUUUAUAUAUAUACACUCACAACUUGAUGCUGGGAAGAAAAUUAACUUCUCUGAAGCAAACACAAGCUGAUGCUUCUCUUGAUCCAAAUGUUAUAUCAUUGUUCUAGACGAAAAGGCAAUCAACAAACUUCUUAACUAUGACCGUUGCUAGAUCAGAGAUGGCUGCAAUAUUUCUUCAGAGUUUCUUAUUCUUCUUCUUCUUCUGUGUUCUACUGAACUCAGGCUCAAGCAUUGCAGAAAAACUUCCUCCAGAAGGCACCAGGCAGAGCCGGAAACUGGACAACGAAAAAAUUCCAGUAAUGUUCUUACCGUCUGGAUCAGCUUCCCAACUUGAUGCUGCUAUUCCCAUUGUCAACCCUAAUCCUCCAUCCACGGAAACUCCUAUAGUAAUGCCUGAAGGGCCUCCGCCUCCAACCACCACAGAACCAACAAAUUCUCCUGCAGUGCCAGUGAACCAGCCACCUCCAACCACCACAGUACCAACAAAUUCUCCUGCAGUGCCAGUGAACCAGCCACCUCCAACCAGCACAGAACCAGCAAACCCAGCACCGCCAACCACUGCAGGGUCGGGAGGAGCUUGGUGUGUUGCAAGCCCAACUGCAUCACAAACAGCUUUGCAGGUAGCUCUUGACUAUGCAUGUGGUUAUGGGGGGACAGACUGUUCAGCAAUUCAACCUGGGGCAAGUUGUUAUAAUCCAAACUCUCUCCGUGACCAUGCCUCGUAUGCAUUCAAUGCAUACUACCAGAAGAAUCCAGUUCCAACUAGCUGCUCUUUUGGAGGAACAGCACAGCUUACCUACAAUGACCCAAGUUCUGGAAACUGUCAUUAUGCAUCACCAAAAACAUCUACAUCAACACCAACACCAACACCACCGACGAUGACAACACCAACACCACCAUCACCAAGCACAGCUUCACCGGUGAAUCCUUACACCCCUCCUGUACCCUCAAUUUAUGGUUCAGAACCGACAGCCAGCCCCAGCUCAGCAGAUUCAACGUUGCACAACCUACGGGUGCUCUUCAUGAUGAUUUGUUUGAUGCUGCUCACAGGACAUUGUCUCUAGACAGUAAAAUAGGAAAUUGAGUUGUUCUCUCUCUGCGGUGACAUGAUCACCCAGUCGUCUCUACAUUCUAUGUGGAGUACCAGAGUACCAAGAGGACACCAUGAAUUUAUACGAUGUCAGGGGUUUUUCAUUAUAAGAUCAUUGCCAUACUUCGUCUACUUAUGAAUUGUAGUUCAAGUAAGGAGCCAGGAGAAGAUGAAGAAGAGUUAAGAUAGUCAGUACUUUGCAGUUACUACUACUACAUACUAGUAUGAUUCUUAUAGCGAAUUCUGCAGUUAACGAAAGUACUUAGUCAAGACCUGUUAAUUCUAGGAGUCUUUAGUGCAGAGACAUGUACAAUAGCAAUCAACUCACCAAGUUAUCAGAAGAGCAAUAAACUACUGCAUUCAGUACUCAACAUAUACAAUUGUCUUAAACAUAUACAAGGCUGAAUCAGGAUGGUCAUAAACAUAUACUCUACCAAGCCACAGAAAAGUAACUACAGUGUCAAGAGAAUAUUUACGCGGGCAUAUCCCCUCAUGUUUUACAUGUACAUGAUGAUAUUUGUCAUUUGAUUCCCUGAUGGCACUUAUUACUGGUUUAUUUUGCAGAACAAAAUAUUAAUUGUACAAACUGAUAAGUUGUAUUUCCCUCAAAUACAAUCAUCUCAU
Molecule: messenger RNA, 2242 nt
Organism: Diospyros lotus (date-plum)
Lineage: Eukaryota; Viridiplantae; Streptophyta; Magnoliopsida; Ericales; Ebenaceae
Product: PLASMODESMATA CALLOSE-BINDING PROTEIN 1-like
Exons: 4
Coding region: 666-1592 (308 amino acids)
Source: RefSeq, a predicted model, not a curated record